CUCCGCCAUGGCUGCCGCACCGACACGCCGCUCGCUGCUCCCCCUUCUGCUGGUCGCGCUCGCCGCCUGCCUCGGGGCCGCCUCUGGGGCCGCCGCCCCCGACGGCCAGCGGCUGAGGGUGCCGGUGCACCACGGAGGCGCCCCGGUGGCCACGGAGCGACGCGGGCAGCGCGGGAAGCAGCGAAUGGCGCAGAUGUACGGAGGUGGUUAUGAUGACAGCGAGUACGAGUCCUCCGACGGCUUCCUGCCGUACGUCCUCCCCGCCCUCGCCAUCACCGGCCUCUCUCUCCUCUUCCCCAACAUCGUCACCGUCAACACCGGCAGGAGGCGACGCGACGCUGGCGAGAUGACCACACCCACUGAGGAGCUGACCGAACACAUGAUGAACGUGUACUUCGCAGCCAUGGAAUCGGACGAGUGCUUGCAGCGUGUGGUUUGCGAACUCGGUGCUUCCGCCAAGUCCCUCAAGCCGGGAAACCAGAACAUUAUCGUCUCAAUGCUCGGCAGCGUUUCAUCCAAGAAGUACUCCUCCCUCUUCGAGAAAUUCAAGUCUGGAAUGAACUCUGAAAGAUGCCAGAAAAUAGGCUGCAAUUUUCUGGAUCACUGAAAUUUUCAGAGGUGAAGGGGAAAAAAUCUCGGAAAGGGUUUCAGAAGCCCUAUAAUUCCAGAUGUUUCUCCUCUUUACUUAUAGAUGGAAUUAUUAUGAUAAUUCAUAUCUAUUUUAGGAUUUAGUUCAUAUAUAAUGAAGACUGUGUUCCUACCAUUUGCGUUAGCCUUUAUCUGCAUUCGUCCAUAGAAUUUGAUUAUAUAUUUGUAUAUUGUUAAUGCAAACCCACAUGACAAAAUGAUUAAC
Messenger RNA from Penaeus vannamei (Pacific white shrimp), 853 nucleotides. RefSeq lists its product as uncharacterized. NCBI's taxonomy places the organism in Eukaryota, Metazoa, Arthropoda, Malacostraca, Decapoda, Penaeidae. The record is from RefSeq and is a predicted model, not a curated record.